AUGUUGAACGCCAGUUACAGCUACGAGAGCGGAGAGAGUAGCGCUGCGUAUGAACACAACAGCCAACGCAGCGAAGAACCACCCCCGGCUGUGGAAUCCAUGAUGGAGUCGGCUCGACUGAGUGAUAAGCGGUUGCACGAAGUGGCUGCUGCAGCAGUUUCCAGCGUCAACUGGGGCGAACUCGACAUGGAAUUGGCGGCAGCGAGUCUCAGUGAAAAGCACGAAAGCGUCUGGAAGCGAAAGAAAUCUCCGCGAGGCUAUGCGAACAGCGACGCUAUGAAGCUUUUCACUCGUCUCACAGUUCGUGAUCGUCGACAUCAAACGCGUUGGGGUCCAAAGGGGUUCGCUGUUCUAGCUGAGGGAACGUUGCCCUGUACUGUACAGGAAAUGCGUCUUGUGUUUCGUGUUGCUUCCACCGACAUGUUCCGUGAUAUGAUGCGCUGUAUUUACCGUCGAGAAUUUGUCGAGGGCGAGCAGUUGCGCACGAUAAGGAUCCAACGAAGUGCUGGCAAUCCUGCGAGAGCAUUCGAGAACAGAGAGUUGUCCGUCAAGACUGCGACUUUCGAGAGCGGGGGCCUGUUCUCCAAGAACGAGUCGUGGUGUUUCUUGGAGUUGCUGCACCCUCGAGACCGAGCAAAAGAAGAGCAGUCAACAAGAAGGACAGCUUCAUCCACUGCGAGUGCUAUCAGUGCCACGCCUCCGCCAGCUUUCACACGAACGCUCGUGUCCAUCGCACGUUCCAGCGUCGUGUUGGAUAACGCCCUAGCACCACCGCCACGUUCAACACCGCAUGUACCAAAUGUCGUCAUCAAUUACUCGUUCGAGGAAGAUCCCAGCGGUCGAGCCACACGCGUGGUUUUCCACGGCGAGUACUUGCCCCCUGACGCUCUCGACGCAUUUAAACGCGCAGGCCACGAACGACGUCUAGCACGUCUCUGGUUGCUUCGUCUGGCAGCCAGUUGCCACCGAUUCCUCUUGGUUGUACGACGUCGUCGUCUUGGAAUGCAAGUCAUCAUUAACAGCACGCGUCUUCCACUCGAGACUGUCGCUAAUGUUCCUCGUUGCGCUUGUUGUCGUCGCUCGUUCUCCACAUUCUUCAAGCGUACACGGAAACGCUUGUGCUGUCUGUGCGGAUUCCUCGUCUGUGAAAAGUGUGCGCACGCCCAAGAGCGCGAGCAUCGUGCACGUGGAGAUACCCGUCCACAGAUCGAACAAGUGCGUGUGUGUGAGCGCUGCCUCCUUCGCGUGGAUCGAGCUCGAUACACCGCAGUAACCGAGGAAGAUCUCCGUCCCGCACGAGUGAUCUCGGACUCUUCGUCUCCAGUUGGCCGUGCGAACAGUACUCCAGGUGGCAGUCUUCGUGGUAUUGGUUCAAGACGUACUCGCCCUACACUCAAGACUCGACCGGCAUCUCUCAAUGAUCUGCUGCUGGAAACCUUGGCCGACGCGACUGCAGGUGGAGAGGCUCAGCGCAAACGCAAAGCCAGUGUGUUGAGUGUCAUGAAGGAUAUUGUGGACGAAGAACGUGCUCGGCGACGAUCAAGCGCUGCGAGGAUCCGCAGUGCGUCAGCAGGUGUGUCGAGAAGAGGUUUGCCUCUACUCGGGGAACGCGACGAAGAGACUGACGAUGAUGGAACAGAAGAAGCCGAGGACGAACCAGUUGACGAUGUGGAGCGUCUCAAGCGAAUGUGGGGCGAGACACCAUGCUGGGAGGACGAUUAUCCGCUCGCCAACGCCGACUCGAGAAGCUACCAGAUCGAGUUCCCUCAAGACCCCAUGGAAGCUAUCAUCCCACCGAUCCCAUCGAACGAGUAUAAGCGGCUAGAACUCAUCCGUCAGCAGCAGCUGAACGAGCUUGGUGACGAGCUUGCGUGUGCUGUCAGCAUGAUUACUGUCGUCGACAAGGCUCAGCUUCACGUGCUGGCCUCCACUCACCCGGCAGUACCUGGUGGUAUGUCGUACCCGAGAGAGCAGGGUUUCUGCGCUCAGACCAUUCUCGACCCCCAUCCUCUCGUAUCUCGCCAUGUCCAGGCCGAUGUGCGCUUCAGUGCCUUGUCGAGUGUCCGCAAGAUGGGGAUUAACUUCUACUGCGGCUUCCCGUUGAUGGGGCCAGACGGCAAGACGGUCAUCGGCUCCGUGUGUUGUGCCGACCCGCAAGCUCGUGACCUCACGCGAUCGCAGUACGCUGCAAUGAGCAGUUUAGCCAGCACGGCUUCCCGUGUUGUUCAACGAGCUGCUGAGCAUCGAGCAGUACGUGAAGGCUCCGCUGAUGUCUAA
This is a messenger RNA of Phytophthora infestans T30-4, 2277 nucleotides long. RefSeq names its product GAF domain-containing protein. The record is from RefSeq and is a predicted model, not a curated record. The transcript is spliced from 3 exons. Lineage: Eukaryota; Oomycota; Peronosporomycetes; Peronosporales; Peronosporaceae. Gene Ontology annotation, molecular function: protein binding. Bases 1 to 2277 code for a protein of 758 amino acids.